This is a messenger RNA of Ornithorhynchus anatinus (platypus), 1635 nucleotides long. RefSeq names its product nudix hydrolase 18 (gene NUDT18). NCBI's taxonomy places the organism in Eukaryota, Metazoa, Chordata, Mammalia, Monotremata, Ornithorhynchidae. The transcript has 3 exons. Gene Ontology annotation, molecular function: 8-oxo-dGDP phosphatase activity; 8-oxo-GDP phosphatase activity; magnesium ion binding. The record is from RefSeq and is a predicted model, not a curated record. Bases 207 to 1172 code for a protein of 321 amino acids.
GUGACCUGUCUGUCUCUGCCUGUGGCCGUCUUGCCAUUUCUCUUUCUCUGCCACUCUUUCUGUCUCUCCUUCCAUAGUCUCUGCCCUGAUCUCCCGCUCCCCUGACCUUUCCCUUCUCUCCCACUGAUCCGACGCUGCCCCCCUUGCCCAGGGCCCUUGCACUGGCCCCGAGGUGAGGCCUCCCCCUGUGCGCAGGGUCUGUGCGGAUGGCCUCGGCGGGCCCCGCGGGGGCUCUGGGGGCAGUGUUGGGGGGCCUGGGGCUGGAGGUGCGAGACUGUGACUCGGGACCCACCGAGAUCCCGCCGGUGCGGAUCCGGAGGAGCGUCUGCUACAUCGUGCUGGCCGUUUUCCUCAAUGAGCGGGAUGAAGUGCUGAUGAUCCAGGAAGCUAAAAGAGAGUGCCACGGUUCUUGGUAUCUGCCUGCUGGGCGAAUGGAGCCGGGGGAGACCAUCUUGGAGGCCCUGAAGCGGGAGGUGAAGGAAGAGACAGGGCUGGAUUGCCAGCCACUGACGCUGCUGGCCGUGGAGGAGCGAGGUCCCCGUUGGAUCCGCUUUGCUUUCCUCGCUCGCCCUACAGGGGGGAUGCUCAAAACCCUCGAUGAGGCAGACGAAGAGUCUCUACAGGCUGGCUGGUACCCCCGAGCCUCACUGCCCUCCCCUCUGCGUGCCCAGGACAUCCUGCCCCUGAUCGAGCUGGGUGCCCGCUACCUCCGGCGUGCCGACCACCCCGCCACCUUACCCCAAGAGCUGCCCUGCGGCGGCAUCUUCCAGCGGCUGGUGGCGGUCUUUGCCAGUGCUCAGAACGUGUGGGUGUUGGUGGGCACCGCGGGGGACCCCCACUUACCCGUCACGGCCUGCGGCACGACUCCCUCAGAGCAGCGAGGCGGCAUGGCGUUGGCUGUGCUGCGGUUGCUGCGGGAGUGCCUGGUGCCGUCCCAGGUGGAGGUGGAGACCCUGGGGGUGCUGGGAUUGCAGCACCUGGGCAAGGACCAGGCAGAUGGCCUCUGCCUGAACGUGCUGGUGGCCGUGACCCACAGGAGCUCGGGCGCCCCGCGCCAGCCCCCCGGCGUGCAGGGCGACGGCUUCCGCUGGUGGCAAGUAGAGGAGGAGGACCUGAGGAGGCAGCUCCUACAGAGGCUCCGCGACUCGUCCGUCGUUCCCAUCCACAGCUAGAGGAGCCGAAGACCGCCGGGCGGCCCCCCGGGUGACCCUCGCGGGAAGGGCAGGAGGGGCAACACGGAGGGGCGAGCCGCGCUCUUCCUCCUUCCCUCCUCCUGCUCCCUCCAACCCCCACCCGGCAUGGAACCGCAUACCGCUUAUCUUGCCUUCUGAGAAGGAUGGCCCCCGCCGGGGAGGACAUUUGGAUUUAAGAGACUUGGGUACACAGAGUUCCCAAACUGCCUAGACUUGGAGUUUCUUGGAGUUGCUUGGGCUGCCGACGGCACCGGGUCGACUUUUUGCCUGUAACGCCUCCGCUUUGCCGAGGGUGCCCUGCCUCGCUGUACCGCCGGCCUCGCCCCCCACCUUGGCUCGCAUCUCCCUCCUUAACGUCAACUCCGUCCCUGGAAGGGUUCAAGGGGAACCUCUGUGAGUACCUUUCCCGAGUAAAUGGUCAUCAGGCUGCCUUACUACCCCA